UUUCAAUGAUGAGAUGAUAAAUGAGAUAAAUGUUCUCAAUAUCAUAAUUACCAUUCUGGCACUCCAAGUUGCAGAACUGGUAUGUCAAACUAAUGAAGAUGAGAAGAAUGAAAAUGAAGAAGGUAGAGAAAGCCAGCACCACCGCUUGAAUCCAGUACCAGAAAGGGAUCAAAGACAAGAUCAGGGACAACAUUUAUAG
Messenger RNA from Paraglomus brasilianum, 199 nucleotides. The record is from the annotation of a GenBank genome assembly. NCBI's taxonomy places the organism in Eukaryota, Fungi, Glomeromycota, Glomeromycetes, Paraglomerales, Paraglomeraceae.